This is a messenger RNA of Gossypium arboreum, 1124 nucleotides long. RefSeq names its product casparian strip membrane protein 1-like. The transcript has 3 exons. Bases 291 to 920 code for a protein of 209 amino acids. The record is from RefSeq and is a predicted model, not a curated record. NCBI's taxonomy places the organism in Eukaryota, Viridiplantae, Streptophyta, Magnoliopsida, Malvales, Malvaceae.
AAAGCAAAAAAAAAAGGUCAAUAUUUUCCUAAAACAUUGUUAGAAAUGAAGUUGUUGAAAAUGGAGCAGUUUAACAUCAGCACUGCAACAACAACAACUCCAAUCCACUACCUAAAAUGGCAGAAUCAAAUAUAUAUACAUACACAGAUACAUAUAUCUAAUCCAUUUACCAUCCAUUUCAUUUUCAUCCCCUAUAUAAACCAACAUUCCACUAACCAUUUUUCUCAUCAAAAUCUUAAAUUCCCAUUUCUCUUUUCAACAAACAAACACACAUAUAUUCUCUCUCUCUAAUGGCGACAGCUGAGAAAAGCGGUGAAAUAGCAAUCAACAUGUCGGAGACAAAAGCCAGUACUAAAGGAAAAGCUCCAUUGUUAAACUCUUCCAAAGCUUUCGCCGUCGUCGAACCACCGAACCGAGGAGCCAAAAGAGGUAUCGCCAUUGGUGAUUUCUUUUUGAGACUAUGUGCCCUUGGAGCCGCCCUCGGUGCCGCUAUAUCAAUGGGGACCGCCGAUCAACUUCUCCCUUUUACAACUCAGUUCCUCCAAUUCGAAGCUCAAUACGAUGAUUUUGAUGCUUUCCGGUAUUUUGUGAUCUCACUUGCCAUGGUUACUGGUUAUCUUCUCCUUUCAUUGCCAUUUUCCAUAGUCUGCAUCAUUCGUCCGCUUGCAACAGCUCCAAGGCUCUUCCUUGUCAUCUUUGAUAGUAUAAUGGGGGGUGUAACCAUAGCAGCAGGUUCAGCUGCUGCAGCAAUUGUAUAUUUGGCUCAUACAGGGAACCCAAACACCAAUUGGCUUCCUAUUUGUCAACAAUAUGGUGAUUAUUGCCAAAGUGCAAGUGGAGCAGUGAUAGGUUCUUUAAUAGCUGGUGCAGUCCUCUUCUUUAUAGUUAUACUUUCAGCUUUUGCUCUGAAAAGAAGCUGAAAAAACCACUUCCCAUGGAAGUUUAAGUUUCCAUUGAUUUAUGAAUAGUGUGUGUUGUGGGGAAAAAAAAAAGCAUUUGAAUGAUUUCCUUUGCUUUUUUUGGUGUUUCUUUUUAAAUGUUGAAUGUAAUACACUUUCAUUGUAUGUAAGUCCCUUUACUCUCUAAAAAUUUGAAUUUAAUCCCUUUACUUUUUUAUUUUUGAA